AGUAAGAAUAAGAAGAAGAAACCAAACACAUAAACACACACACACAAAACUUAUUGAGAGAGAGAGAGAGAGAGAGAGAGCUAGAGAGAGAGAGCUUACAUAGAUUUGGAUAAUUCCCUUGUUUCUUAUUUGUUUUAGUGUAAUGGAAUACCAAGAAGAAGCAGCAGUAGCACCACCACCACCACCACAACCCACCACCUCUCCCUCCUCCUCUGUCGCCGCCGCCGCCUCCUCGCGCUUCAAACGGAUCUGCGUAUUCUGCGGCAGCAGCUCCGGAAACAAGCCCAGCUACCAAAUCGCCGCGACGCAACUCGGACAUGAAUUGGUGGAGAGGAACAUAGAUUUGGUGUACGGUGGGGGGAGUGUUGGGCUCAUGGGACUUGUUUCUCAAGCUGUUUACAAUGGUGGAGGCCAUGUUUUAGGGGUUGUUCCAAGGACUCUAAUGCCUAAAGAGAUAAGAGGAGAGACGGUAGGCGAGGUGAGAGCCGUCUCCGGCAUGCACCAACGGAAGGCCGAGAUGACCCGCCGUGCCGACGCCUUCGUCGCCUUGCCCGGUGGCUAUGGAACUUUGGAGGGUCUCCUUGAAGUGAUAACUUGGGCUCAACUAGGGAUUCAUGACAAACCAGUGGGUUUGUUGAAUGUCGAUGGCUACUACAACUCUCUGCUGUCGUUCAUCGACAAGGCGGUCGACGAAGGAUUCAUCACGCCGGCCGCCCGACGUAUCAUCGUUUCCGCACAAAGUGCUCGCGAGUUGUUGUCGAAACUCGAGGAUUAUGUUCCAAUGCAUGAUGAAUCCGAGCUUGUUCUAAGUUGGGGGAUGGAGCAGAUAUGUCACUCGCCGAAAUCGGAAAUUUUUCGUUGAUUUUACGAACUCCUUUGUUAAUUAAUUUUGCAUCAACAAAUUAAUGUAGCCUCUAUCUAAUCUUCUUGUGCUAAUCAUUAGUGUAGUUAAUUUCUUCUCAA
Molecule: messenger RNA, 963 nt
Organism: Ananas comosus (pineapple)
Lineage: Eukaryota; Viridiplantae; Streptophyta; Magnoliopsida; Poales; Bromeliaceae
Product: cytokinin riboside 5'-monophosphate phosphoribohydrolase LOG1-like
Exons: 7
Coding region: 143-862 (239 amino acids)
Biological process (GO): cytokinin biosynthetic process
Cellular component (GO): nucleus; cytosol
Molecular function (GO): hydrolase activity, hydrolyzing N-glycosyl compounds
Source: RefSeq, a predicted model, not a curated record